CCGUAGCGAGUCAGUCGACAGGUCGCUCUCGAGCCGCCUGCAGUGUUUAAUUUUUGUUCCUGAAAUAAUUAAGAUGAACUCGUUAUUCGUGAUUUCGGCGAUUGUCCUGUGCGUCCUCGUACCAGAGGUCGUGCCCACCAGGACCAUUCCAAAGUGGAAGAAGCAGGCAUGUGAACUGCCAGCGACCCAGCAGGACUCAAACAGCCAUUACACAUGUGACGAGAGUGGUGAAAUGCUGUGUCUUACCGGUUGGACCGGCGACAUGUGUGACGUUCCUAUUUGCAGGAAGGGUUGCGACCCCCUCCAGGGAUAUUGCAAACGACCCGGCGAGUGCAGAUGCAAAUUAGGAUUUUACGGUGAAAAGUGCGACAAGUGCAUUCCUUUGCCCGGCUGCCAACACGGCUAUUGCAACUCAAGCUUUGAAUGCAACUGUCACAAAGGCUGGGACGGCAUCUUCUGCUCAGAACCGGUGUGCAGAAGCGACUGCCACCCUCAGCGUGGUUACUGCGAGAGCCCUAACGAGUGCCGCUGCCGUUUAGGCUGGGCUGGCGAGACCUGCAAAGAGUGUCAGGUGCUGCCUGGAUGCCAGCACGGCUUCUGCAACAAACCCCUGGAGUGCCGAUGCCAAGAGGGUUGGACUGGACUUCUCUGCCAAACACCUAUUUGCUCUGGUACUUGCCAUCGCGAACGCGGCUACUGCAAGAAGCCUGGUGAGUGCCGUUGCAGAACCGGAUGGUGGGGCAAGGACUGCGAUGAAUGUUACCCUUACCCUGGCUGCGUCCAUGGAUCGUGUUCCAGGCCUUGGGAGUGCAAUUGCGAGCCUGGCUGGGGAGGCAUGCUCUGCGACCAAGAGUUGACCUAUUGUCAAGAUCAUACUGACUUGUGUGAAAAUGACGCUAAGUGCGUGAGUCUGUCGGAGGAGGAUGGAAAUUACCGGUGUAUUUGCACUGAGGGUUUCACUGGUCGCAACUGCGAUGUGCCCAAGACGCAGCCAACCACUGAGCGGGUCAAUGCCACCGAGGCCACCACUACGACCACGACUGCCGCCCCCGCGAACGAGAGCGAGAACGAGGCCACGCAGCGUUCGCGCAGAAAGUCCAAGAUCAUGAACUGGGACAAGAACUGAAGAGGAACCAGCAGGAAACUCAACCCACCUUUGCAUUCAAGUCAAAUCUUGCUGUUUAAUUCUCCCCACAAUGAUUUAUUUGUAAGACAGAGCAGAGUUGUCAUGUAGUAACUUAUUUUGAUUUAUUUAUUUUUAAUUUAUUUAUUUAUUUAUUGGGUAAAUAAUAAAGAUAUAUUGAAAUAAAACAUGUGCUUGGUCACUCUUCUUUGGCGUCAAGA
Neocloeon triangulifer is the source of this 1344-nucleotide messenger RNA. Its product is annotated as neurogenic locus protein delta-like. NCBI's taxonomy places the organism in Eukaryota, Metazoa, Arthropoda, Insecta, Ephemeroptera, Baetidae. Gene Ontology annotation, molecular function: signaling receptor binding. The coding region runs from base 74 to 1126 and encodes 350 amino acids. The record is from RefSeq and is a predicted model, not a curated record. Gene Ontology annotation, biological process: cell communication; anatomical structure development. Gene Ontology annotation, cellular component: membrane; cell surface; extracellular region. The transcript is spliced from 6 exons.